Messenger RNA from Galendromus occidentalis (western predatory mite), 660 nucleotides. RefSeq lists its product as uncharacterized. Bases 1 to 660 code for a protein of 219 amino acids. NCBI's taxonomy places the organism in Eukaryota, Metazoa, Arthropoda, Arachnida, Mesostigmata, Phytoseiidae. The transcript is spliced from 4 exons. The record is from RefSeq and is a predicted model, not a curated record.
AUGAGCAAGAAAAAAAGCGAGAAAACUCGCCGAAGCAAAAAAAAUAGCGCCUCGGUCGAGAUAUUGACGCAACAAACUAGGAGGCUUAUAAAUGCCGUGAAGGACACUGUUCUACCUCUCCUGAGAGUGGGAUCAUCGGAUGAAGACGAUGCCAGGAUCGGCAAGAACCGGGUUCUAUUCGCUUUGAACCGAGCUGCAGAACAGGCAUUCAAACGCAGAUCAGUAUUCGGGACCUUGAAGCAAUUACAGGCUGAGGCUCGACAAGCUGAGGUCAUCGUUUCGGACAUCUUGAAAGAAGAGAAGUCCCAUGAAGCCAGUGAUCCCAGAGAGUCAUUGAUGGCGCCGAAAUGUGCGCUGUGCGGAGCUACCUGUGAAAAAUGUACCCUUGCUGCUACGACGAAGAGAGGUAAAGGAGAGCUCGAAAGUGAUUCUCAACCCCGAGGUAUAUCUUGGGGUACAGACAGUGUGAUGGAUUUCGAACCGUCGGAAGGCGAAGUCCCCGGUGCCGGUUUUUACCCCGAUCCGGAUUCGGACUCGGACUCCGACGAAGAGAGCGUUGAUUCAAGAUCUCCGGAUGUGGGCUCCAUUCGGACUGGUUUGGUCCGUCAGCGAAUAAAUGUUUGGAAUUGCUUCGUGAACUCCCCUCAGGGACACUUGUAG